Strongylus vulgaris is the source of this 1047-nucleotide messenger RNA. The record is from the annotation of a GenBank genome assembly. NCBI's taxonomy places the organism in Eukaryota, Metazoa, Nematoda, Chromadorea, Rhabditida, Strongylidae.
CACGCAGCCUGUUGCAACGUCGCCUGCGCAAAUUCCGCGCUAUGUACGGAUCUAAAGAAUGACGAUGAACAAGCAACUAGAUCAAAGACGGCAGCAAUUACUCAUUCAACAUCUGGCCAUCACAUCAUGCAUAUGAGUGCUUUCAAUGUUGCUCACGACCAGCAUAACAAUGGGCUUCCACAGGAAAAUCUUUUAUCUGCUGCCACCUUUCACGUAUCUAAUCCGAUGCUCGUUAAAACUGCGCAGUCGGCUUGCCGAAGUAAUCACGCUAACACUUCCAGUGUUGAUUGGGGAGAUUGCCCUCGAGUAGUUCAGUCAACUAGCAGCCGCGCAUCCAAUCUUAUUUACAGUGAAAGCCCACAGUCGGAAUCUUGUCAAAGCACAGAUUUGGAAAAUGUCUGUGAGCGGCCUGCGGAAAUUUGCUUAUGUAGACCCAUCGUCAAAGGAAAUUCUGCACAGUUAUUAUCAAGGCAGAAUAUGGAUGUGCCUUUUAACUUUAUCCACGAAGAAUCCUCUCAGGUAGAACAAAAAUCUAAUGCCGAUUUAUAUGCAUCUGAUCCUAUGUUGUUACGAACUGCGAAGUCGGCUUCAGUCCAAAAUGUUGAUAGAGAUACUGCAAGUGUUCUUUUCGAUGGACAAUCUGGAGAUACUGAAGUAAUCAAUGCUAACGUGCAUGCGAUAAAUCCCAUGCAGCGUUUGUGUGCAUCUGAGAUUGCUUACGAGGAAAAACUGUUACCGGAAAAAAGACUGUCCAAUGCCGAUUUGCACGGCUACAAUGCUACGUUGGGAAAACCCGGAAAGUCGUCUUCACGAGAGAGCAUUCAAAAAAAUGCUCUGAGCGUCGUUCGUGACGAACCUCCUCGAGAUAUUCGCCUAUCCAACGCCAGUCUUCAUUCGUCCAAUCCCAUGCUGACACGUAUUCAAUCGCAUUCACAGCAGAGCAUCGAACAGGACUCUUAUGUCCCUUACGAAAAUCCUGCAGAGGUCAUUGCCUCUGACAAACAACCUGAAAACCCUCCAAUGAGGAUUAGCAUGGUAAUUUUUUAG